This is a messenger RNA of Cucumis sativus (cucumber), 648 nucleotides long. Its product is annotated as RING-H2 finger protein ATL66. Gene Ontology annotation, biological process: ubiquitin-dependent protein catabolic process. NCBI's taxonomy places the organism in Eukaryota, Viridiplantae, Streptophyta, Magnoliopsida, Cucurbitales, Cucurbitaceae. Gene Ontology annotation, molecular function: ubiquitin protein ligase activity. The record is from RefSeq and is a predicted model, not a curated record. Bases 1 to 648 code for a protein of 215 amino acids. The transcript has a single exon.
AUGUCUUCCACUACCAAUCUGUCUCUUGAUUGCUGUGUUCGCAGCAUCCCCACCACCGCAGAUAAGCAACUCGUGGAAAUCCGAUUAAGGAGAUUCAGCAAAUUAGUGUCUCCAUUUUCUAACCAAAACAUCCAACAAACUUUCCCAACUUCGAUUUCCAAUGCUCUGUUUCACUUUCCUCUGCCAGAGCUUGAACUUGAAAACCCAUCCUUAUUCCACGACUUCCUCCUUCAAUUCCUCUCUCCGGCUGACUCCGCCGCCAUAUUCCACAACAUCUCCUCCUUCGCCCUUCAACUGGCUGCCGGCAACCUCAAUCUCAAUUUCCACCUCAUCGCCACAGUGGAUUUACUCUACACGAUCUCGAUAAACCUGAACCUGAACCCACCACAAUAUUCACCGCCGGUGAGGAAUGGGGUGCCGGCGUCGGUCAUGGAGCGGCUUAUGAAUGAGAAAUAUGAUGAUGGGAAUGGAGGGGAAGGGAUGGGAGGUCAAUGCUGCGUUUGUUAUGAGGAUCUCAACUGUGAAAGGGAAGAGGAAAAGGAGGAGGCAACGAGAAUCCCCUGCGGGCACGUCUAUCACAAGUCCUGUAUUCUCAAAUGGCUCAACGUCAACAAUUCAUGUCCUUUGUGCAGAAGUGAAUUUCGUUGA